GGCAGUAUGUGUCCACAGCGCACGGACAGUAGAAGAUUGACAAGAUACGGCUUUGACUUGUUUUUUCGUGUUUCAUAGACUAAAAAUCCGUAGCCUACACGCCGGUGUGGAUGAGAACGGACUAGAAUCGGUGGCUGUGACAUUGUACCGGUCCUCCUACACUGCUGGUCCCUGAUGUGCCACUUGUGUUAACCCUGCAAGUGUGUAAACAUGACGGAGGAUAUUCCAUACAAACAGCUAGGAGAGCAGCAGGAGGCACAGUCCCAGAGGAGAGCUCCAGUGAGUCUGUGUGCUCUGCUGGUUCUGCUCUCCCUGACCGCUGUGCUGCUGACUGCCUUGCCAGUACUCAUCCUCCUGGACCCCCCAGAAGACGGGAGCACCCCUUUUCCCCGGUUUGAGCCGCCAUCGGACCCCUGCAGUUUUGUGUUGGUGGAGAGCAUCCCAGAGGGAGUGACCUUUAACUCCAGCACCACACACCUGACCAUCUCCCAGGCCUGGCAGAAGCUGAUGCGGGAGGCCACCAGCAGCCUGGACAUCGCCUCCUUCUACUGGACCCUUACCAACAGGGACACAAAGACUGAGGAACCCUCUGCUGCCCAGGGUGAGGCUGUGCUGCAGGCUUUGGCUGACCUGUCUCCAAAGCUCAGUGUCCGCAUCGCUGUGAACUCACCCCAGGAGAGUCUGCCAGCCAACCUGCAGCUGCUCCAAAGAGCAGGAGCUCAGGUCAUGACUGUGAACAUGAAGAAGCUCACAACAGGGGUCCUCCACACCAAGUUCUGGGUGGUAGACAAGAAACACGUGUACAUCGGCAGCGCCAACAUGGACUGGAGAUCCCUUACACAGGUAAAGGAACUGGGAGCGGUCGUGUACAACUGCAGCUGUCUGGCCGCAGACCUGGAGAAGAUCUUUGAGGCCUACUGGUACGUGGGACAGAGCCAGUCAAUUCCCCCUUCAUGGCCCAGCAGCUUUUCCACCACCUUCAACCAAGACAGCCCUAUGCAGCUGCAGUUCAACAGCUCGGAGGCCAGCAUCUAUCUGUCGAGCUCGCCCCCGUCCUUCUGUGCGUCUGGCAGAACCUCCGAUCUUCAGGCCAUCCUUGGUGUGAUCAGUGAUGCUCAGAGCUUCAUCUACAUCGCAGUCAUGAAUUACCUGCCCACCAUGGAGUUCUCCUAUCCCAAGAAGUACUGGGCCAGUAUUGACUCUGCCCUUCGGGGGGCGGUGUAUGAGCGGAAUGUGGCAGUGCGUCUGCUCAUCAGCUGCUGGGACAACACUCAACCCCUCAUGUUCCCCUUCCUCCGCUCCCUGGCCUCCCUGCAAGAGCCACGGAGCAAACUGGACAUCCAAGUGAGGCUGUUUGUGGUACCAGCGAACCCCAAACAGAAGGAGAUCCCCUUUGCCAGAGUUAACCAUAACAAGUACAUGGUCACAGACAAAACAGCCUAUAUAGGGACAUCCAACUGGUCUGGGGACUACUUUGUGAACACAGCGGGCGUUGCCCUGGUGGUGCAGCAGCCGUCACUUUAUGCAGGAGCCCCAGACUCCUCAGGGGCCACAGUCCAGGCACAACUGCAGCAAGUGUUUGAGCGGGAUUGGGACUCGGCCUACAGCUCCCCUCUGUCUCAUGACACCAACUCUGCAGACAUGUGUGCAGUCUGACAUGGGCAGUACUCUAAAUACGCCAUUGCUCCAAUCUACCUCCAUUUUACUGCCACCAGUACACAAUUUUAUUUUCGUGGGAUUUGGCAGUGUUGCGUAUAUGUGUAUUUUUUUUUUUUUAAUAUCUGCUGCUCACAAGUGCAAUCUGCAGCUAUCCAUAGGAGAGGCUGACAGCAUGCAGCUCUUUAUUGAAAUGAUGUUUGUGGCGGCAUUUCAUAAAAGGGCAGGUGGGAAUCAGCUCCCAGUGGGCUGUGCAAUUUUUCAAUUUGGAAGUUAGUAGACUUGUUUCUUUUAUCAAGUGAUUUUAGAUUAAUACUACAAUGUAAAAUGUCCAAAAAUAACCUAAUGACCCACAGGUGUCACAGGUGUUAGAACUACCGUAUAUAUAGCAGACAAAAGCACGAUGUCUUCUUUAAGCACAAAUCACGAAAUGAAUGGACUCUUUGCUCUUAAAUAUUAUAUUACAUUUUAGAACAUAUUGCUUAAUAUAGAAGAUUCUCAGGACAGUGUGAUUAUUUGAGAUGAAUAUGGUAACCUCUUAAUAAAAAUGUCAUCUUCUGUGUUUCUGC
This is a messenger RNA of Periophthalmus magnuspinnatus, 2225 nucleotides long. It is a transcript of the gene pld3, whose product is annotated as phospholipase D family, member 3. The transcript is spliced from 12 exons. Gene Ontology annotation, molecular function: catalytic activity. The record is from RefSeq and is a predicted model, not a curated record. The coding region runs from base 211 to 1656 and encodes 481 amino acids. NCBI's taxonomy places the organism in Eukaryota, Metazoa, Chordata, Actinopteri, Gobiiformes, Gobiidae.